This is a messenger RNA of Lytechinus pictus (painted urchin), 3778 nucleotides long. RefSeq names its product paternally-expressed gene 3 protein-like. Gene Ontology annotation, molecular function: protein binding; extracellular matrix binding; collagen binding. The coding region runs from base 297 to 2657 and encodes 786 amino acids. Gene Ontology annotation, biological process: anatomical structure development. Lineage: Eukaryota; Metazoa; Echinodermata; Echinoidea; Temnopleuroida; Toxopneustidae. The transcript has 20 exons. The record is from RefSeq and is a predicted model, not a curated record.
AUUCCGAAUAACAGUAACCGUCACCACCUGACUAACCUUAGUAUCAGUAUUACCGAUCACAGCCCAAUAGAACAUAAGGAUACAAGACAAAGGUCAAUGGGACAUAAACUAUUAUUUUUCUAGGGAAUUCUUGUUCUUUGAGCAAGUCUGUUCAUGGUGACAAUUUAACAAAGAAGAAGAGAAACUGGACGAUCACUCGAUUAUUAUUUUUGGACGUUUCAAGACGACGCAUCGGUUACAAUUUCACCUCACAAAUUACCCAACUGUCAAAGGAAAAGAUCAGAAAUAUCGUCACCAUGGCAAAGUUUCGGAUUGUCUUCUGGUUGGUCGUCAUGGCAACGUAUCUUACAAUAAUUUGUGCAGACGAUAUGGAUGAAGAUAAGCUCGAGAACUUUCACGACUACGGAAUGAAAAAUCCACAGGUGAAAUGCCCCAGCAAGUGCUGGUCAAACCCUCCACCCAAGAAAACCAUUUGCGCCACCAACGGCAGAACGUAUAUCUCGUGGUGUUACUUACGCAUGAGCGCAUGCGCACUUCGUCCCGUUGCUGAUUGGCAGGUGGCUUACUUGGGAUCUUGUGUGCACUCGUAUGGGUCCGUCAGCUAUACAUCAUCAAGUGCGUUUCAGGUUAAACAUUCUUACGAGGAGGCGAUUCCCCUUGGGCAACUAAAGCGUAAGCAGCAACAACAAAGACAAAGAGCUCACUUUGGAGAGGAGGAGGAGGAGGAAGAGGAAGAAGAAGAGGAAGAGGAGGAGGAGGAAGAACAAGGAGACUAUUCUUCACCCGUUGCAACGGGAGGAAGCGAAUCAGAGGGGGAAGAAGCAGAAUCAUCACCAUUUGUACCAUUUAGUUUUGCAGCCCCUGAAUCUGCUGAACCAGAAGAAUCAGAAGAACCGGAAGAAUCUGAAGAACCUGAAGGUUCGGAACCAGCAGAAUCGUCACCGAUGGAACAAGCAGCCUCUGAAUCUGCUGAACCAGAAGAAUCCGAAGAACCGGAAGAAUCCGAGGAACCAGAAGGUUCGGAACCAGCAGAGUCCUCGCCUUUGGAACAAGCAGCCUCUGAAUCUGCUGAACCAGAAGAAUCCGAAGAACCGGAAGAAUCCGAGGAACCGGAAGGCUCGGAACCAGCAGAGUCCUCGCCUUUGGAACAAGCAGCCUCUGAAUCUGCUGAACCAGAAGAAUCCGAAGAACCGGAAGAAUCCGAGGAACCGGAAGGCUCGGAACCAACAGAAUCCUCGCCAAUGGAACAAGCAGCUUCUGAAUCUGAGGAGCCAGAAGAAUCGGAAGAGCCUGAAGAAUCAGAACCAGCAGAGUCAUCACCAGUAGAACAAGCAGCUUUUGAAUCUGAGGAGCCAGAAGAAUCGGAAGAGCCUGAAGAAUCAGAACCAGCAGAGUCAUCACCAGUAGAACAAACAGCUUCUGAAUCUGAGGAGCCAGAAGAAUCGGAAGAGCCUGAAGAAUCAGAACCAGCAGAGUCAUCACCAGUAGAACAAGCAGCUUCUGAAUCUGAGGAGCCAGAAGAAUCGGAAGAGCCUGAAGAAUCAGAACCAGCAGAGUCAUCACCAGUAGAACAAGCAGCUUCUGAAUCUGAGGAGCCAGAAGAAUCGGAAGAGCCUGAAGAAUCAGAACCAGCAGAGUCAUCACCAGUAGAACAAGCAGCUUCUGAAUCUGAGGAGCCAGAAGAAUCGGAAGAGCCUGAAGAAUCAGAACCAGCAGAGUCAUCACCAGUAGAACAAGCAGCUUCUGAAUCUGAGGAGCCAGAAGAAUCGGAAGAGCCUGAAGAAUCAGAACCAGCAGAGUCAUCACCAGUAGAACAAGCAGCUUCUGAAUCUGAGGAGCCAGAAGAAUCGGAAGAGCCUGAAGAAUCAGAACCAGCAGAGUCAUCACCAGUAGAACAAGCAGGCGAAUCUGAAUCUGAAUCUCCCCAGCCAUCGGAAUCUGCUGAACCUUCUGAAGAAGAAGAAGAGGAAGAUGACGAUGAUGACGAGGAUGAUGAGGAUGACGAGGAAAAUGAGUCAUCGUUCAGCGAAAGCGUAGGUCCGCAUACAAAAAAGCCAGUCCCCCAUAAUCGCACGCCAUCUACCACUCCCGCGAAGACCACUACUAUCACCACUGCCACCCCGACCACCGUAGCCGUCCAAUCCACCACACCCCGUCUUGUUGCCACCACCCAGGAAGGUUGCCAGGUCUUCUGUCCACUCUCCGGAACGAAGGUGUGUACCACAGCGGGUGUCUUCGAUAGCGAGUGCCUCUUCAACUUCUUCAAGUGUCUGGGUAAGAUCGGCGAGGAUGACGUGAUACUUUUCGACGGUGAAUGCCCGACGACCCCAGCUCCACCGAAGAUCAAGACACCACUGAAGCCGGAUUUGAUCACGAAGGCCCCUGUCCUACCAACGACGACAAAAGGACGAUGUCCCGGAUCAUGUCCCAUGAUAAAUGACCCCGUCUGUGCGACCUACACAGCUCUCAUCUCUUUCUUCUCGACUCCCCAACCUACCCCCAGCCUCGUCACCUACACCAAUGAGUGUGUGUUCCUUCUGCUUCAGUGUCAAGGCAAGAUCAGUCCAGAUGACAUCAUCCUGUACCAGGGAAUGUGUCUGGCGCCCCCUACGUUACCCGAUGUCGAUCUCGCUUACCGAGGAACUGCCGGACCUUGAAGACAACUAGACACUAUAAUGGUCCUCACCGAGAUGUACAAAUAAUUGGUCUUUCAAUCGUUGGUAUAACUACCGCCAAUCACCAGUGACUUUCUACCUUCUUUGUUAUGUUCUGUUUUUUUAUGUGCACGCAACACCUCUAGUAUCAUGAUCGAACAGACCAAGAAAACUGUCGCUUUAUGAAUUCAUCGACAGUUUUCAAGACUUCGAGUACCAACAAUCAUGACAAUGGAAGUUGUGACACUCUUGGCUACACAUAGCUUGACUACACUUUUGAACCAUGGAUAUACAGCGGUAUACCUAGUGAAUACAAGAAUCUGCUUUUAGAUGAAUUGACAAGAGACACAUUGGAAAAGAAUAAAAAAAUUAUUGGUAAAAAACAUGACGGAAGAUGAAUGGGUGUUCCUAGCGUUGAUCGUAAAGUUAGGCAUAAAUUUACGACGAACCACGUUGGUAUGAAGUGCUAAAUGGUGCGUCAAUUUGCUUUAUACAUUAGGUAAAUGUGAUUGUCUUUCUCAACGUUCAUCCUAAAAUGGCAUUUACUUUUUUCGACACUCUUUUGAAGUGCAAGCAGAUCUCCUAAAUAUCAGUUGCCAUUGUCGCAAAGAUCGUUACUUAAUAUGAAUAAGUCACAUCAACGAAACCGAAUCAAACCGAUGUGAUGGUCUGCCAUUCGAUAUCAUGUAAUAGCUUUGAUCGGUAUGGAUUCGUUUUCGUUGGUGUGGCGUUUUGAUUGACCAUUGGGGCUGGCCCCCGUGAUUGUAACUCAUAUGCAAUACAAAAAACCCAACAAAUUGACAAGAUGAGGCUAUUUCCUUAUGAUGCAAAAAAAAAAUCACAUUUUGUUUUCCAAUAUCGUUCGUGUUUUCAUGUUCAUCACGGUAUAUACACGAACUGAUCCGUGCGUGUAGUGAGUAUAUAGAUAAUUCACAGAGGAUAUACAUUUUAGUAUAAAUAUAAUGUAUAUGCUAAUUGAAAAUGUGAUCAUUUCAAGUUAUUUAUUGAUUGCAGCAUAUUUUGAAAAUAGUUUGUAAAUUACAAUAUAAAUGUUUUUAAAUAUAUGAGAGACUUCCUCGAAACGACAUGUAAAAAAAUACAUGAAUAAAAAAAAUGUAUAGCUA